Tripterygium wilfordii is the source of this 1172-nucleotide messenger RNA. RefSeq names its product chromatin remodeling protein SHL-like. NCBI's taxonomy places the organism in Eukaryota, Viridiplantae, Streptophyta, Magnoliopsida, Celastrales, Celastraceae. The record is from RefSeq and is a predicted model, not a curated record. The transcript has 5 exons. Gene Ontology annotation, molecular function: chromatin binding. Bases 83 to 730 code for a protein of 215 amino acids.
UCCUGAUUCUUGAGCGUGUCUGUGUAUUCUUCAGUAAGCGCUACACCUCCAGUAGUAGAAGUAGAGAGCUUCUUCAACUUCCAUGGCCAAACCAAAGGCGCCGAGACGGACCUUAGACUCCUAUACAGUCAAACACAUCAACAAAGCCAUCAAAGCCGGUGAUUGCGUGCUGAUGCGCCCGUCCGAUCCGGGGAAGCCAUCCUAUGUGGCUAGGGUGGACCGGAUCGAGUCGGAUGGGCGUGGGGCCAACGUGAAAGUGCAUGUGCGAUGGUACUACCGGCCAGAAGAGUCGAUCGGCGGACGGCGGCAGUUUCACGGCUCGAAGGAGGUCUUCCUCUCCGAUCAUCAGGACGUGCAGAGCGCUGACACAAUUGAGGCCAAGUGUACAGUCCACAGCUUCAAGAGCUAUACCAAGCUGGAUGAAGUUGGCAACGAAGACUUUUUCUGUCGUUUCGAGUAUAAUUCUACUACUGGAGCCUUCAAUCCCGAUCGAGUUGCCGUGUAUGACGCCUAUUGCAAAUGUGAGAUGCCUUACAACCCUGAUGACCUAAUGGUUCAGUGUGAAGAUUGCAGUGACUGGUUCCAUCCUGCUUGUAUUGAAAUGACUGUGGAGGAAGCCAAAAGACUUGAUCACUUCUUUUGUGAAAUUUGUUCUUCUGAACAUCAAAAGAAGUUACAGAAUUCUCAUACCGUCGCCGGAGAGCCAGAUAAAAAGGUACAAUAUGAUUGACCUCUAUGCAUUGCCGUGGUGUUUCAGGUGGAUACAAAACGACGCCGGAGAUGAUAAAAGUUACAUGAACAUCAGGCGUCGAUGUAGAUUUAUAGCGCAGGGACUUGACGUUCCUCUCAUCUGACAUUGGGUAGGCUUCAAGCAAACACAGAGGCACAAUAUAUGGACACAAAAGCUGUAUUAUCGUGUGUGAGGGAAACUGGUUUUCAAAACCCUUGUGAUGUUUAUAUGUUUGACGGACAGUGACGAGUGAACCUCUUUCCCUUUGCUGGUCAAAGAUGUGUUUGGUUGUCUGUAAUUAUGUAAUAUAGAUUAUUCUCUCUCUUGUUUAUUUUAGGGACGUGUGUAUAAUCUUAGAGUAUAUAUAACUUCUUGAAGAGAGAAUAGAUAGAUAUAUAAUUAUAUAUUUUUUCCUUUUGGCUUUAAUGGCAUUGAAGCUUUU